This is a messenger RNA of Bufo bufo (common toad), 1745 nucleotides long. RefSeq names its product adhesion G protein-coupled receptor F3 (gene ADGRF3). The record is from RefSeq and is a predicted model, not a curated record. Gene Ontology annotation, cellular component: membrane. The transcript is spliced from 7 exons. Gene Ontology annotation, biological process: cell surface receptor signaling pathway; G protein-coupled receptor signaling pathway. Bases 1 to 1662 code for a protein of 553 amino acids. NCBI's taxonomy places the organism in Eukaryota, Metazoa, Chordata, Amphibia, Anura, Bufonidae. Gene Ontology annotation, molecular function: G protein-coupled receptor activity.
AUGCCGAACCUGUUAAGCCUUGUAGAGGACAGCGUCCUGCAGUCGCUCUCCAGUUUCCUCGCACUCACCUCCUCUGGGUUUGAGCAGGAUGACCUGCCAUUAGUCCUGUAUGUUUUGGGUAACAUCACAAGAAACGCUCAGCGGAGCGACCUGCGCCUAGACGUGGACACGGUAAAAAAAGUGCUUGCAGUCUCAGACCAGCUGAUCCACUCCAUCUCCUCAGAUCCUGUAUUCAGUCUGGAGAAGAACCUGGGUCCUCAGUUACUGAUGUGUCUCGAGAACCUUCUAUCGGUCAUGAACACCACUGAUCGUUCCUUUAGUGUAUCCUUCAGGCAACUCGACCUGCACUGCUCCGUGGCCCCCUGUGAUGUUCUGGAAGAUAAUGGGGUCCUCACUGUGGACUCGGGGACCACGGUGUCACUGCCCAGAGAUGAUACUAAUUAUCCUCCUAGAUGUCUGGUGAACAUGUUGUCUAUGACGUUCAGACCCCAGAAUAGAAGCUUCAGCAGCCAGUAUAACUGUCCUGGAGAACCAGGCUCUUCUUACUCCUUGGCCAGCGACAUACGUACAAACGUUUUGAGGUUUAACGAUAGAACUUACCACGUGGCUGACAUCAAUAUGACUUUCACAUGUAAGAACAAGAGUUGUGACCAGAACCCAACAUGUGUGUUCUGGGAUUUCAUUCUCAAUAAGUGGUCAUCAAAGGGUUGUCUAACACAAGUCCUCGAUGGAGUCACCAGCUGCUUGUGUCACCAUCUGACAUCAUUCUCAAUCCUUAUGUCAGGAUCUCUACCCAAAUCCUUUGCAGAUUCACCAGCUCUGGAUUGUAUGACAAAGACUGGACUCAUGGUCUCCACAGUGUCUCUUCUCAUCUGUGUCUCCAUCCAAGUCAUCCUGCUGACACGCACCCAUCACGGUAUGGCCUUUCAUAGGCACAUGACCAUCCUCCAUAUGUCCAUGUUCCUCCUAAUCAGCCAUAUCUCCUUCUUAGUUUCAAGCUUCAUUGACCCUGAUGCUCAGAAGAAGCUUUGUGAUGCCCUCACCUUCUGCACCCACUUGUCCCUCUUGGGUUUCUUCGCUUGGACCUUGGUUCAAGGAACUUGUUUAGUUCUCAGAUUAGUUUUUGUUUUCCAUCACGUGACCAUGACAGAAUUUACGAUUUUGUCAGUGGUGCUGGGAUACCUGUGCCCUUUGGCUAUAGCGGUGGGGACCUUCGCGGCUUACUACCCUCAUCAUUACAGGAGGGAUGAUGGAUGCUGGUUGAAUAACAGUUCUGGUGCCUCCAUGGCCUUCAUCGUCCCCACCAUAGUCAUCAUGUCAUUGAACGUUCUGGUUCUUGUUAUGGUCAUCCGUAAGCUCCUCCGACCAACGAUCUCAGAGGUGAAGAAUGAGGAUGAAGAGGUGGUGAAGAAGGUGGCCAAGGCCGUCCUCUUCUGCACCCCACAGUUUGGGUUGACUUGGGCCAUCGGGAUCCCUCUGCUCACAAAUUAUGAUGGUGAAUGGCUGCACUACCUGUUUGAUCUACUCAACCCUUUACAGGGCGUCUUUAUCCUGCUCUUUGGGUGUCUACUGGACAAUAAGGUCAAGCUUCUUGUGAAGAAAUACUUCCUGAAGAAGUCCUCUAACAGCAACCUGAUAACGUCUGUCAGCAGUUCUGGCUGAUUCCUUACAAGUGACCUUGGAAGGACGUGACUACGGAGAUCUCCUGCGCUUGGACCUUCACCAGUCACAGUGUGAAUAUGGAA